AUGAGGCGCUCUAAAGCCUUGAAUGUCAAAAGGCAUUUCCUUCCAGAGGGAAUAACUGGAAUUAUUAUUGCACUCUACGUGUACACUAUCAUAUAUAUUACAACCGUGAACAUUCCGAAUGACUAUUUAAACACCUCGCAAUUAUAUGAAGAGGAAAUAUUAAUUGAUUGUACCGAUGGCAUUUCUUCAAACAUUUCCUUAAUUCCCAAAAUCAUCCACCAAACGUUCCGGCCAGAGAGUGAGGACGAGUUACCACCCAACAUGACCAAAGCAUUACAUACAUUCAAGUAUUUGAAUAAGGAUUAUGAACAUCGGUACUAUGGAAACAAGGCGGCUUUGCAAGUUUUGAUUGAUCACUUUGGAGCAGAUUCCGAUGAAGUAUUUGCAUUCGAAAACCUGACUCCUGCAGCCUUUAAAAUUGAUUUUUGGAGGUAUGCAGUGUUAUGGUUGUUCGGAGGCUUUUAUGCAGAUGCUGAUAUGGUUCUGCUGGAACCCUUAGACUCAUGGAUACACACAAACGCAACGUUUGUCAUUCCGUUAGAACCCUCACAACCAUCCUUUGGUUUGUCUGUGUCAUUCAUUGGAAGUAUUCCUUGUCACCCAUUACUACGAAUCGCUAUGGACAUGGUCAUCUACAAUGUCAAACACAAAUACUACCCAAGUGUGCCAAGACGAUUAUCAAAGAGAAAUUGGAUCCUCUCUGUUUUUGCAGUGUCCGGAUCGGUCCUCAUGGGAAAGGUUUUCAAUCGAUUUAUGAAUGAACCAGAGGAAGCUCCUCACAACCUUCCCUUAGCUCGCCAACGAUCCUUUCAAAUACUUGGAUUUUGCAAAAAGUCAGCAAAGAGCAUGGAUCAACAUUUAAUGACAGAAGCUUCCCCUGAUGAUAUGACCGAAUGCAAGGGAAUGAAAGUCGCUCAAUUUCGAUACGAAGGAUAUUUCGAGGAUCGAGCAGGAGUACCAUUCACCACCUUAUAUCGCCUAAAGAAAGUUUUUAAGAAUUAA
Messenger RNA from Naegleria fowleri, 1002 nucleotides. RefSeq lists its product as uncharacterized. The transcript has a single exon. Lineage: Eukaryota; Heterolobosea; Eutetramitea; Acrasida; Naegleriidae. The record is from RefSeq and is a predicted model, not a curated record. Bases 1 to 1002 code for a protein of 333 amino acids. Gene Ontology annotation, biological process: mannosyl-inositol phosphorylceramide biosynthetic process. Gene Ontology annotation, molecular function: mannosyltransferase activity.